This is a messenger RNA of Ricinus communis (castor bean), 2895 nucleotides long. RefSeq names its product beta-galactosidase. Gene Ontology annotation, molecular function: beta-galactosidase activity; carbohydrate binding. Lineage: Eukaryota; Viridiplantae; Streptophyta; Magnoliopsida; Malpighiales; Euphorbiaceae. Gene Ontology annotation, biological process: carbohydrate metabolic process. The transcript is spliced from 19 exons. Gene Ontology annotation, cellular component: cell wall; vacuole. The record is from RefSeq and is a predicted model, not a curated record. The coding region runs from base 170 to 2653 and encodes 827 amino acids.
AUCUUGAGCAACUUUACAUACAAAGUACGCAGAGAUGUUUCUUCCAAUUUAGCUAUAAAAGCACUCCUGCAAUAUUUCCUAGUUCCAGGGCCUUGUAUUCUUAUUACAAGAGAAUUAAGAUUUUCUCUUCUUUUUUUCUUUUUUCUUUUUUUUUCUCUGAAAGUUCAAAAUGAGUAGAGGCAGCUUGUUCAUAUCCCUACUGUUGUUUGUUACUGCAUGGGUUUGUAAUGUCACAGCUACUGUCUGGUAUGACCAUAAAGCUAUUACUAUCAAUAACCAAAGAAGAAUCCUUAUUUCAGGAUCCAUUCACUACCCAAGAAGCACUCCUGAGAUGUGGCCAGGUCUCAUUCAGAAAGCCAAAGAGGGAGGCAUAGAAGUGAUACAAACUUAUGUAUUCUGGAAUGGACAUGAACCUUCUCCUGGACAAUAUUACUUUCAGGAUAGGUAUGAUCUAGUCAAGUUCAUCAAGUUGGUACAGCAAGCAGGUCUCUAUGUUCAUCUCCGAAUCGGACCUUAUGUUUGUGCUGAAUGGAACUUUGGGGGAUUUCCUAUGUGGCUAAAGUAUGUCCCUGGUAUUGAAUUUAGAACUGAUAAUGGACCUUUUAAGGCGGCAAUGCAAAAGUUUGUUACGCUGAUUGUCAAUAUGAUGAAGGAACAAAAGUUGUUUCAAACUCAAGGAGGUCCUAUAAUUCUGUCUCAGAUAGAAAAUGAAUAUGGACCAGUGGAAUGGACAAUUGGUGCUCCAGGUAAAGCUUAUACAAAAUGGGCAGCUGCAAUGGCAACGGGUCUCAAUACAGGAGUCCCAUGGAUCAUGUGCAAGCAAGAGGAUGCCCCUGAUCCUACAAUUGAUACCUGCAAUGGAUUCUACUGUGAAGGCUACAAACCAAACAACUACAAUAAACCCAAAGUAUGGACAGAAAACUGGACUGGCUGGUAUACAGAAUGGGGUGCUUCAGUUCCUUAUAGGCCACCAGAAGAUACAGCAUUUUCAGUUGCGAGGUUUAUAGCAGCCAGUGGUUCAUUUGUAAAUUAUUAUAUGUACCAUGGAGGAACCAAUUUUGACAGAACUGCAGGCCUUUUCAUGGCCACUAGCUAUGAUUAUGAUGCCCCUCUUGAUGAAUAUGGACUAACACAUGAUCCAAAGUGGGGACAUUUAAGAGAUUUGCACAGAGCUAUCAAGCAAUCUGAACGCGCUUUAGUCUCAGCGGAUCCUACAGUGAUAUCACUUGGGAAAAAUCAAGAGGCUCAUGUUUUCCAAUCAAAGAUGGGAUGUGCAGCAUUCUUGGCAAACUAUGACACACAAUACUCUGCUCGAGUUAACUUCUGGAACAAGCCAUAUUCGCUACCACGUUGGUCCAUCAGUGUUCUCCCUGAUUGCAAGACUGUAGUUUAUAACACUGCAAAAAUUAGUGCCCAAAGCACCCAGAAGUGGAUGAUGCCUGUUGCUUCUGGAUUUUCUUGGCAGUCACAUAUUGAUGAAGUUCCCGUUGGUUAUUCUGCUGGUACAUUUACCAAGGUCGGACUAUGGGAGCAGAAGUAUCUCACUGGUGAUAAAACUGAUUAUUUGUGGUACAUGACAGAUGUAACUAUAAACUCUAACGAAGGGUUUUUGAGGUCUGGCAAAAAUCCUUUUCUGACAGUUGCUUCAGCUGGCCAUGUUUUGCAUGUUUUUAUCAAUGGUCAUUUAGCAGGAUCUGCAUAUGGAUCAUUGGAGAAUCCUAAGUUAACAUUUAGCCAGAAUGUGAAGUUAGUGGGUGGUGUUAACAAGAUUGCUUUGUUAAGUGCUACUGUCGGUCUUGCUAAUGUCGGUGUGCAUUAUGAUACAUGGAAUGUUGGGGUUCUAGGUCCAGUCACAUUGCAGGGUCUGAAUCAAGGGACACUAGACAUGACAAAAUGGAAAUGGUCUUACAAGAUUGGUCUGAAGGGCGAAGAUUUGAAACUCUUCUCUGGAGGUGCAAAUGUUGGCUGGGCCCAAGGAGCACAAUUGGCUAAAAAGACACCGCUAACAUGGUACAAGACUUUCAUUAAUGCACCGCCAGGCAACGAUCCAGUAGCUUUAUAUAUGGGUAGCAUGGGUAAAGGUCAGAUGUAUAUAAAUGGCCGAAGUAUUGGACGCCACUGGCCUGCAUAUACCGCCAAAGGUAAUUGUAAAGAUUGUGAUUACGCCGGAUAUUAUGAUGAUCAGAAAUGUAGAUCUGGAUGCGGACAGCCCCCUCAACAAUGGUAUCAUGUUCCACGCUCAUGGCUGAAACCCACGGGGAAUCUGUUAGUUGUAUUCGAAGAAAUGGGUGGUGAUCCGACAGGAAUUUCUUUGGUAAAAAGAGUUGUAGGAAGUGUUUGUGCUGAUAUAGAUGAUGACCAACCAGAAAUGAAAAGCUGGACAGAGAACAUCCCAGUCACGCCCAAAGCCCAUCUGUGGUGUCCGCCAGGCCAGAAGUUCUCUAAGAUCGUCUUUGCCAGCUACGGAUGGCCUCAGGGUAGAUGCGGCGCCUAUCGACAGGGGAAGUGUCAUGCCUUAAAGUCAUGGGACCCUUUCCAAAAGUACUGCAUUGGAAAGGGAGCAUGCGAUAUAGAUGUGGCUCCUGCAACUUUUGGAGGGGAUCCUUGUCCAGGAAGUGCAAAGAGGCUUUCGGUCCAACUUCAAUGCAGCUGAAAACCUGAAUUUCAAAAUUGAAUUGUGGAAAAGUAUUCAGAAUCUAGAAUUUUCUUUUUGUCUUUUUUUUCUUGGAUUCAUUCUUUCAAAGAUUAUUGUUUUCUCUGUUGAAAACGUUUAUCGCAAUUUGGCAAAGCCAAAGAUAAGUGAUUGUAAAGAUAUCUUUGAGAGUUUGUAAAGAUAAUAAUGUAUUACUUGCCACAACAAUUCAAAACAAUGGAAGAACAAAUUUUAGUUCGUUA